This is a messenger RNA of Xiphias gladius (swordfish), 1153 nucleotides long. It is a transcript of the gene slc10a1, whose product is annotated as solute carrier family 10 member 1. The record is from RefSeq and is a predicted model, not a curated record. NCBI's taxonomy places the organism in Eukaryota, Metazoa, Chordata, Actinopteri, Istiophoriformes, Xiphiidae. Bases 1 to 1065 code for a protein of 354 amino acids. Gene Ontology annotation, molecular function: bile acid:sodium symporter activity. Gene Ontology annotation, cellular component: membrane. The transcript is spliced from 7 exons. Gene Ontology annotation, biological process: bile acid and bile salt transport.
AUGGAAGGCGCCACGGACUACGCAGCUAAUCUGUUUUCUGAUCCCGAUUUGGGGCAAAACGACAGUCUCUCGUUCAACACGACGGCUGCUAACACCAGCUCUGUUUACACGGCUAUUAUAUCCCCGGUGAUGGACAAAACCAUCAACAUACUUUUGAUAAUCGCCGUAUUCAUCACCAUGGUUUCACUGGGAUGCACCAUGGAGGUGUCCAAGAUCAAGCGCCACAUAGUGAAGCCUAAGGGGGUGGCGAUAGCAGUGCUGGCCCAGUAUGGUGUCAUGCCUCUCACAGCCUUUUGCUUAGCUAAGGUGUUCCAGCUGGCCGAAAUGACGGCUGUGGUGGUCCUGAUCUGUGGCUGCUGUCCCGGGGGAAGUCUCUCCAACCUCCUGGCUCUGGCCCUGCAGGGGGACAUGAACCUCAGUAUUGUGAUGACUUCCUGCUCCACGGUGCUGGCUUUGGGCAUGAUGCCCCUGCUGCUCUACCUCUACUGCCAGGGUUUCAGUAACCUGCAGAAUGCCGUGCCCUACGUCGACAUCAUCAUAUCGCUCAUCAUGAUCAUCAUACCCUGCGGAGUCGGCGUCCUCAUCAACUGCUACAGGCCGCAGUUCGCCAAGACCAUCACAAAGGUCGGCCUCACUAUGAUGAUGCUCGCUGUUGUGGCGAUCGGCGUCAUUGCCAGCAUUGCGAUCGGGGGCUCCAUCCUGACGGUGCUGUCUCCCCCUCUGAUGGCCAUCGGGGCCCUCAUGCCUUUCAUAGGCUACACCUUAGGAUACAUCGUCUCCUCACUCUUCAGACUCAACCAGUCGGAGCGGAGGACCGUUGCCAUGGAAACAGGCUGUCAGAACAUCCAGCUGUGCUCCACCAUCGUGAAGAUGGCCUUCCCCCCCGAGGUGGUCGGCCCUCUGUUUCUGUUCCCCAUGGUCUACCUGUCCUUCCAGCUGGCGGAGGCGGCCGUGCUCAUCGUGCUGUUCAGGUGUCACCGGCGGCUCACGCCAAAAGGGAAAGAGACAUACCAGCCGGCAACCACCGAAGACAACUUGAAAGAGCCCUCCGAGGCGACGGUAUGACGAUGUAUGGACCCCGGACAUCUCCUGAAUUUUUUUUUCCCCCCAGUAACGUGGAGUCUUGAUGACCAAAGCCUGAUGGGAGACCGGA